AUGGCUUUCGCUCGUCCAUUCGCUCUGCAGUUCUCGAGGAGCGUACAUGAGUUUCCCUUCCAGAGCUUCUUCUCAGAUAUACACUGGAAUUUCGCGCACAGGAAUGCCCUUGGAGACUUAUAUUUGAGACGUCUCUCCCAAUCUGCACAAGUCAUAUCUAAAUCUAAUUACAACGUUGGGACUAUAGGACACAUUGAUCACGGGAAAACGACGCUUACUGCUGCUAUUACUCAUGUGCUUGCAAAGCAAGGCCUUGCAAAACCUGUGAAAUUUGAUGAAAUCGACAAAGCCAAGGAAGAGAAGAAACGUGGAAUCACCAUUAAUAUUGCUCAUAUUGGAUAUGAAAGCUUGAAAAGAAGGUAUUCGCAUACUGACUGUCCUGGCCAUUCCGAUUUUAUAAAGAAUAUGAUUUGCGGCACGGCUCAAAUGGAUGCAGCUGUAUUAGUCAUAGCUGCAACUGAUGGUGUGAUGGCUCAAACAAAAGAACAUCUCAUCCUAGCCCGACAGAUUGGCCUUAAACACAUUAUUGUUUUCAUCAAUAAAGCGGACUUAGUGGAAGAUGAUGUGCUGGAUCUUGUGGAAAUCGAAUCCCGUGAAUUGCUGUCAGCUCAUGGUUUUGACGGAGACAAUGCACCUAUAAUUCGCGGAUCAGCCUUGCUUGCCCUAGAAGGCAAAGACGCUUCGAGUAUAACUGAACUUCUCAAAGUACUCGAUGAUCUUCCAGAACCCCAACGACAACAGAAUGAACCCCUAAUAAUGCCUGUAACUUCUAAAACUGCAAUAACAGGUCGAGGUACCGUUGUCAUUGGGACUGUCGAACAGGGAAUUUUGAAAAAAGGUGACAAGAUAGAGAUUAAAGGUGACGGUAAGGAUGUUUCCACUGUUGCAUCGGACAUCCAAGUCUUUGGAAAGAGUGUAAAAGAAGUGAGGGCUGGUGAUCACUGUGGUGUCCUGUGCAGAGGAGUGAAGGCGGAUCAAGUAGCACGAGGGAUGUGGUUGGGUCAUAUUGGCUCUGUGAACGUUACUAACUUUAUAAAAGCAGAGAUGUAUCUUCUCAGUGAAGAGGAAAACGGCAGGAAAGUUGGGAUACGGUCUGGAUUUACCGAUAAAUUGUUCUGCAGUACUUGGGAUCAGGUAGCUCGAUUCGAGCUCGCACAAGAACUUCUGAUGCCCGGAGAGCACACUCAAGCAACGGUCACUCUGAUGCGAAGUAUGCCCUUCAGAAAAGGAAUGCCCUUCACUUUGAGAGAUGGCAACACAAAACAAACAAUUGCUAGAGGUCUAAUUUCUGAGCUGCUGCCUCCGGUAACAGUGGAGAAGUACAAUCUUAAAAAAGCUGCUGCUCAUCAUGAGGAUUAA
Necator americanus (New World hookworm) is the source of this 1359-nucleotide messenger RNA. RefSeq lists its product as uncharacterized. The record is from RefSeq and is a predicted model, not a curated record. NCBI's taxonomy places the organism in Eukaryota, Metazoa, Nematoda, Chromadorea, Rhabditida, Ancylostomatidae. The transcript is spliced from 10 exons. Gene Ontology annotation, molecular function: GTP binding; translation elongation factor activity; GTPase activity. The coding region runs from base 1 to 1359 and encodes 452 amino acids. Gene Ontology annotation, cellular component: mitochondrion. Gene Ontology annotation, biological process: mitochondrial translational elongation.